This is a messenger RNA of Alternaria rosae, 1863 nucleotides long. RefSeq names its product nucleotide-diphospho-sugar transferase. The coding region runs from base 234 to 1469 and encodes 411 amino acids. Gene Ontology annotation, cellular component: mannan polymerase complex. Lineage: Eukaryota; Fungi; Ascomycota; Dothideomycetes; Pleosporales; Pleosporaceae. Gene Ontology annotation, molecular function: alpha-1,6-mannosyltransferase activity. The record is from RefSeq and is a predicted model, not a curated record. The transcript has 2 exons. Gene Ontology annotation, biological process: protein N-linked glycosylation.
CUCCUUAGCCAUGCGAUGCAUGUGCGCUAUUGGAAUCCCGUCACGAGGCUGAUUCUGCAUUCAACAGUUGUACCGAUGUACCGAGGAAGAGAGCUGCGCGGGGAUUGGUGGGCGCAAGGGCCGAAUUGAAAACGACAGGAGGGUCUUGGGAAAGAUAGUCAUUGAGCUAAUCUCUCAAAGACUCAGGAUGGCUGGGUGGAUAUAGUCGCCUGCUUUUUUGUAAUAACCACAGCAUGCGCACGCGACCCAGGGCACCUCCACCCAAGCUUCACCUCAAUAUCGCAAUGGCUCCCCAUUCCCCAAUUGCAGCGCACUUUUCGGGCAAGCUCACAAGUCAAGUGCGAAGGGUCCUACCUGCAUAUCUUGCCCUGCUUUUUAUCUUCCUGUUCUUCGCCAACACACACUUCUUUACUACACCCAUUCGGGCUGCCAACAAUUACAGGCGCGAGCUCAGAUACCAACAGCCUCUGCAGCUAAAAAGUGAUGUGAUUCCGAGGAAGAUUUGGCAGACAUGGAAGGUUGGCCCUCUAGGCUUCGAGAAGCGCGAUUCGGAUUCAGCGAAGACCUGGCCAGCAAAGAAUCCCAGGUAUCGGUACGAGGUUUUGACCGACGAUAACGCGAACGAUUACCUCGAAUUCCACUAUGGCGCUCACGGUAUCAACAGACCAGAUCUUGUCAACCUUUACCGAGAGCUCAACAUAACGAUCAUCAAGGCUGACUUGCUUCGUUAUCUCGUCAUGUAUGCCGAGGGUGGUGUGUAUGCCGACAUAGACGUGGAAUGUCUCCGUCCUAUUGAUCGGUUCAUACCCGAGCGUUACAUCGAGGAGGAGGUCGACAUGAUAAUCGGUGUCGAGAUUGACGAGCCAACGUUCGCCGAGCACCCCAUCCUCGGUGGCAAGUGCAAGUCCUUUUGUCAGUGGACAUUCGCCGCCAAGCCCAGACUCCCAGUCAUGAUGAGGCUCAUGGAGAACAUACAAUCGUGGCUGCAUGAGCUGUCGCAUCAGAAAGAAGUCGAGAUAUCGCAGUUACAGCUAGACUUCGACGAGGUCAUUAGUGGGACGGGUCCCUCAGCGUUCACGAAGGCCGUACUGGAGCAGAUGACUGCACAGAAUCAAGGCAAGCCGGUUACCUGGGACCUCUUCCACAAUCUCGCUGAGUCGAGGCUCGUCAAUGGCAUCCUGGUGUUGAAUGUGGAAGCUUUCGCAGCCGGCCAAGGUCACUCGGACUCUGGUAACCAUGACUCAAGGGGGGCUUUGGUAAAGCAUCACUACCAUGCUUCGGGAUGGCCGACACUUCACCCGCGCCGCAAUCACCCCAUGUACGGUGAAGUAGAGCAAUGUAACUGGAAGCCUGAAUGUGUAGCAGAAUGGGAUAAGAACGUUGCUGAAUGGGAUACGCUGCCUAAAGAAGAGCAGGAUAAGCGCAUCGCCAGCAAACCGGCACCGCCUGGUGGCAUCAAGCCUCACUAGAAUUGAGCCUCUUGUAUAUAUAUAUAUGGGCGAAAGGUGUCCAAAACCGAGUACAUCGGGGUCUACAGUGCUUCUGCAUCGGGUCGGCGCGUGCGGGAUGGGGCGGAGGUGUCGGGUGCUGCCCAUCGCGUCGUUAGCUCGUGGCAGGGCGGGGAGUCGUAUCGAGCCCUGGGAGUCCAUGCGUAGCGCCACGCAGUCUCGUAAUCAACGGCCGCUAUAGCUGCGGGUGCGGUUGGUGGUAGCUGGGAGGCAUGGUGAUGGAGAAGUAGUGGAGCUCGCGUCUACGGACGAUCAAACAGAUAUUGGGGCGUGACGUCAUCGACGCGUCUGCCGACCACACGAAUAAUGUAAUGCCAUACGAACACGACUCAACAAGUAAUUGCUCCUUGCUACG